AUACCAUAGUGAAUUCCUUUUCUACUUUUCGGUAGUGCAUUGUUUUUAUUUGACUGACAUUAUAACUUCUAACAGCUAUGACCUCAAGAGUUCUAAAGAGGAAAGGGAUAUUAUAAAGACUCAAAAAAGGAAGGAAUAUGAAAAACUCCGUAAACGAUGCAGGCGGUUAAUAAAACGUAGGAAUGAAAGCUCUAAAUGGAACGAAUUUGGGGACAUGAUUGAUGUUGGGGAAGAUGGCUUUCUUGUGCGAGACGUAGAUUCUCCUAGUUCUGAAGAUGUGGUUAGUGCUCGAGAGUCCCUUUCUAGUGAAGAAAGGUGCUCCAAUGUUGACUUUUUGAAUGAACCCUUCAACUCUUUGUUGGAAGGGGAGGGGAGUUCAAGACGGAUGACAGCCGAUGGUUCUUUGGUACUGAAUUCGGACUCCUCUGACUCAGAAUCCUCAGAUGACUUGGAUGUUAGUCAAGCUUUUCCCUCCACGGAUGGAAUGGAAGAACCUUUUCCCGAUCCGAUGCCUAAGGAAAAUUCUUCUCCAUCUAGGGCCGAGAUCUCAUCAUCAGAACUCCAUAGUGGUGAAGAUUUUGCAACAUGGCAGCGGAUUAUUCGACUUGAUGCACUUCGUUCUAACUCAGAAUGGGUACCAUAUUUGUCAUCUCAAGCAAUGGUUUCAGAUGGCAGAGCUCGGCGGUGUGCCGAGGCUGUUGGUUUAGUUGAUUAUGACCAUCUAGAACCUUGCAUGAUUUUCCAUGCUGCAAGACUAGUAGCAAUUCUUGAAGCAUAUGCUCUCUAUGACCCUGAAAUUGGUUAUUGUCAAGGCAUGAGCGACCUACUCUCUCCUAUUAUUACUGUGAUUCCAGAGGAUCAUGAAGCAUUCUGGUGUUUUGUUGGUUUCAUGCGCAAAGCUCGUCACAACUUUAGGCUCGAUGAGGUUGGGAUUAGAAGGCAAUUAAGUAUAGUCUCUAAGAUUAUUAAGUGCAAGGACCCGCACCUUUACAAGCACCUGGAGAAACUUCAAGCGGAGGAUUGCUUUUUCGUUUAUCGGAUGGUCGUGGUGCUAUUCAGAAGGGAAUUAACAUUUGAACAGACGCUAUGUCUGUGGGAAGUGAUAUGGGCUGAUCAAGCAGCCAUAAGGGCUGGAAUGGGGAAGUCUGCAUGGAGCAGGAUAAGGCAACGAGCUCCACCAACAGAUGAUUUAUUGCUUUAUGCCAUCGCUGCUUCUGUGCUGCAAAGAAGAAAACUGAUCAUAGAGAAGUAUAAUAGCAUGGAUGAAAUUCUGAGGGAAUGUAAUAGCAUGGCUGGACACCUCGACGUGUGGAAGCUUCUAGACGGUGCUCAUAAUUUGGUGGUAACCUUACACGACAAGAUAGAGACAUCCUUCCAGUAAGUGAAGGGUCUAUUUCCAUUUUCUUUUCCAUUCUAGUUUUUGCUAACUUGUGGGUGGCUGUUGAGCUCCUGAAAGUGUGGAACUUAGGCCAUUUCGUUAUGCUGUCUCGGAUGAGUGCAGCUUACAAUGAAAAGCUCAGAAGUUAGAAGAAUUGCUGUUUUGGUCAGUGCAGCAUGCUAUAAAACCUCGAAAGGUAUGAUGACAUGAUAGCAACAGGGGUUCAUUCAAACGAUGAAGAAACCAUGUUGGCUUUUGGGUCUGAAAUUUAUACAAGGUGGGUUGGUGGUGAGAAGAUGAUGAAUCAGUGAAUUUUGUGUGGGAUGAUUCAUAUAUUUAGAAUAGAGCCGAAUCAAAUGAUUCUUGUAAACACCCGUUUUCGUAUCAAAACUUCUUAUUGAGUCGCCAUUCCUCUGUUGUGGACAUGUUGCUUUGCUUUGUGGUAUAAGUUAUAUGAACUUCUGACCUAUUUGUCUCUUCAAUUCAUCAUUCAUAAAUGUAUCAUUUGGAUUGGACGGCUUCAAUGA
Cucurbita pepo subsp. pepo (vegetable marrow) is the source of this 1905-nucleotide messenger RNA. NCBI's taxonomy places the organism in Eukaryota, Viridiplantae, Streptophyta, Magnoliopsida, Cucurbitales, Cucurbitaceae. The record is from RefSeq and is a predicted model, not a curated record.